GACCACCUGGUUGAAAUAUCCGUCGAUGUGAUUGGUCACGCGGCGUAAUGGUGCAUCCGGGCGUCCAACCUAACGCGUCCAUUACGGAGGCACCCACAUGUCCCGGCUUGCGCGGCAAUGAGGAUGAUCAUUCUCGUUCUUGUAUCUCACUUUGCCACAGGAUGUCGUCGUCGUCGUCCGACGACCUCAGCUAUCCGCUCUCGAGCACGUUCUUUGGCUGCGCGCCACUCACGCCGCAGCGCCUGAGUGGCUUUCGCGACGACGGCGAUGCGAUGAUCGACGCCUUUGCCAGCAUGGUGCUCACGCCCGACGACCGCUCCAUGCUGUGGCGAGACAUGGGCACGCACGACGGCGCCCAGCUCUAUGAAGGCGACAUCCUCGGCCUCAACCUCCACAAAGCCGGCAUCACGCCGUUCCGUGGCGUCGCCAAGAUCUGCGGCACGACAAUCGACGAGGUCGCGCAGCUCUACCGCUUCGAGACGCGCGACGACUGCAUCGAGUUUGUCGAGCUCCACCAGCGCGACGUCCUCCUCGACCUCAUGACGCUGUACACGCUGCACGAGCGCACGCCCGAGUCGCCGUUCAAACAGACGUACAUCCAGUGGGCCGCAGCGUCGAGUCCGCUGCCCGCGCUCAUCCGCGCCCGCGACUUUGUCUUUCUCGAGGCCCAAGAUGAGAUUUUGCUACCGUCGGGCCGCCGCGCAUGGGUCUCGUGCCAGCAGUCGAUCACCCUCGACAGCGUACCGUGCCUCGCCGACACGACGCUGCAGCUCGCGCGCGGCCACUUGCACCAGUCGGGCCUCCUCGUCAUGGAGACCGACCGCGUCGGCGAGCUCGAUGUCAUCUACCACUUUGCCGCCGACCUCAAGGGCCGCAUGGCCUCGUGGGCGCGCAAGAUGCUUUUCAAGCGCCGCAUGCUCGCGAUCUCGUCGCUCUAUGACUCGAUUCAGAAGCUGCGCUUCUCGCACCAGCCACUCAAGACGCAGCACGAGUGCCAUUGGGAAGUCCCGAAAGCCGCGUCGUACUUUAAAAGCUGUGCGCUGUGCUUCGCGACGAGCCGGUUCAAGAAGCUCGAGUGCUGUCAGUCGUGCACCCAAGCCGUCUGCAACAAGUGCAGCCGCGUGUGGCAGCUCCAGAAAGCUGCUGUCCAUGGCGAAGGCAAGGCGCGCAUUUGCUCGGCGUGCGCGACCUCGUAUCGCUCGUAUGCGCUAAGUCGCCACUACACGAUCGCAGGCUCGCCGUACUACGACUCGACGGCGUCGUCGUCGAUGGGCUGGACCAAGAACACACCGCAGGCCGGGUCGUUGGCUGGCGCCGGCUGGAGUCGCCCGACGGCCACGUCGACACCGUCGUCGUCCUCGUUUGUCGGCAACUGGCCCAAGCCAACGACGCCCAUGUCCACAACGUCACUCGUGGGAAAAGAGCCCAAGCGCAUGGCGUCCGACUCGUUCCUUAGAGCCGACACAUCGUUUGUGGGCUUGCCAAAGAUCCCAUCGAUGCAGGCAACGUCAUCGAUUUCGCUUGUCGACAGGACGAAGCCCAAGCGCAUGGCGUCCGACUCGUUUCUCAAGACCGAGGCAGCAUCGUUUGGCGGCGGCCAUUGGGAGCCCGACGUCGUGACGCGCCCCGCGAGCAACUCGCGGAGCUACUCGAUGAGCAAAGGCACGCCACGCAACACGGACCUCACCGACCUCUCGUAUGUGAACAGUGUCAUGGAGCGCUCGGAAGGGUUGAACCGGACACUCCUCGGCGAUGCACCGCUCGUGCAGCUCGUCGACGAGGACGACAUUAUGAUGUUUAAGGACCCACCACCCCUUGGUCUCGCCACUGUACAAUAAUAACAACCCCCUU
Saprolegnia parasitica CBS 223.65 is the source of this 1851-nucleotide messenger RNA. RefSeq lists its product as hypothetical. The transcript is spliced from 3 exons. NCBI's taxonomy places the organism in Eukaryota, Oomycota, Saprolegniomycetes, Saprolegniales, Saprolegniaceae. The record is from RefSeq and is a predicted model, not a curated record. Gene Ontology annotation, molecular function: lipid binding. The coding region runs from base 48 to 1838 and encodes 596 amino acids.